CCCUCCUUUUACUCUAACGUUUUUCACACUUUCGUUAUGCUUUUUGUACUAAUUCAAAACUUUCUUUUCUUCCCUCAAUGCAAUGUGUCUAUUGGAAUUCCAAUUUCGCUGAUUUCUACUCUUUAGGGUUUUGGGUGUUUUUGCAUUUUGGGGAAUGAGAGCUCAUGGCAUUUGCUAAUGCUGCAGUGAUAGCUCCCUCUUCUCUGUAUGGGGUUGUUCGAAUCAGUUAUUGUGACCCAAAAGCUCCCCUAUUGGGCUCUCAUGGCGAUUCGGGUUCUGGGUUUUGUAGUUCCGCGUUUUGCGUUGGGUCCCAUGCUGGGAAGAGUGACGUUGUGCUUGAAAGGAGGAGGUUGAAGUCUGUUGAUACCCGCAUUGUUGAAAAUACCCAGAUGAAAUCCACUAUUGAAAUCCCAGUUUCUUGCUAUCAGCUUAUCGGUGUUCCUGGUAGAGCUGAGAAAGAUGAAAUCGUUAAGGCAGUAAUGGGAUUGAAAAAUGCUGAAAUUGAAGAAGGUUACACAAUGGCUGUUGUUGCAUCUCGCCAAGAACUUCUGAUGGAUGUUAGGGAUAAGCUUCUUUUUGAGCCUGAGUAUACUGGUAACCUGAGGGAAAAGAUUCCCCCUAAAUCUUCCCUUCGUAUUCCUUGGUCAUGGUUGCCUGCUGCUCUAUGCCUCCUUCAAGAGGUUGGAGAGUCAAAGCUUGUGCUAGAUACUGGACGAACAAGUCUUCAGCAUCAAGACGCCAAGCCAUAUACAGAUGAUCUAGUUCUUUCUAUGGCGCUAGCUGAGUGUGCACUUGCGAAGAUUGGCUUUGAGAAGAAUAAAGUAUCUCAAGGUUUUGAAGCUCUUGCUCGUGCCCAGUGUCUUCUAAGAAGUAAACCAUCUCUUGCAAAAAUAACACUGCUAUGUGAGAUUGAAGAAUCUCUUGAAGAGCUUGCACCUGCUUGCACCUUGGAACUACUGAGCAUGCCACGUACCCCUGAAAAUGUUGAUAGAAGACGAGGAGCAAUUGCUGCUUUGCGUGAAUUGCUCAGACAGGGUCUUGAUGUUGAAGCUUCAUGCCAAGUGCAGGACUGGCCUUCCUUUCUAAGCCAAGCAUUUGACAGUUUGCUGGCUAAUGAGAUAGUUGAUCUUCUUCCCUGGGAUAACUUAGCUAUGAUGCGAAAGAAUAAGAAGACAAUUGAAUCACAGAAUCUAAGGGUAGUAAUUGAUUCAAACUGUUUCUAUAGAGUUUUUACUGCUCAUAUGGCACUUGGGUUUUCUAGCAAGCAAAAAGAGUUGAUUAGCAAAGCAAAAGACAUAUGUGAAUGUUUAAUAGCUUCAGAGGGCAUUGAUCUUAAAUUUGAGGAAGCUUUUUGCUCAUUCCUUCUUGGACAGGGCAAAGAGGCUGAGGUGGUUGAAAAGCUGAAACUACUUGAGCUGAACUCAAAUCCGAAACAUAAUUCAGUCUUGGGGAAGGCAAUAAUGGAUGCUUCUGCUGCAAACCCAUCAUUGGAAAAGUGGCUGAAGGAUUCUGUUCUUGCUUUAUUUCCGGAUACUAAAGAUUGUUCUCCAGCUCUGGCCAGUUUCUUUAAUACUCAAAAGAAAAUUUCUGGAAGCAGGAAUUCUAAAGGAGCUCAACAAACAACACCUACUAUAUGUCAUAGACCUCUAUCCUCAUCUGGUGCCUUAGAUCGAAGAGAUUUUGAGGAACCUCGCUCAUAUAUGAGCUCUUCUCCAAAUCUAGGGUUUGCUGUCAAGCAGCUUACUCCUACUGAUUUGCAAAGUUCACUGCUAACUGGCAGAACUGAAACUGAAAGCAAUCUUAACGAGUCACCUGUUGAAGUAAAAAGGAACCUUGGCACUCAUCGCAAUGGAACUUGGGAUAGUCACUUCAUUCAUUCACACAUAUUUGGAAAAAUAACAUACAUUACCAUACUGGGUUGUAUUGCAUUUGCUACCAUUAAGUUGUUGGGAAUGAACCUAAGCAAGACUGUCACUGGUUCUCAUCGGGCUUUCACUAAAGCCAAUGAUAACAUUGCUUGGACUGCAGAUUCAUCUGCUGAAUACACUGUAGGCCCUGCUUAUAUUAGGCGAAGUACUAUUGCGGACAGACUAAAGAGAAUCUUGGCAAUGGUUAAGAUACAGUUUUUGCACCAGUCAGAUGCUGGAAAUCAAAGCAAUUUACACACUGCUCUUGCCUCAUCAUCCUGUCCCACUAAUGUGUACAGGAGGCUGAUGCCUGUGGAAGAAGCAGAAACUCUUGUUAGGCAAUGGCAAACAAUCAAAGCUGAAGCUUUGGGGCCUAGCCAUGAAGUUAAUUGCCUCGCUCAAGUCCUUGACGAAUCCAUGCUUGCUCAGUGGCAAGCUUUGGCUGAUGCUGCAAAAGAAAGAUCUUGUCACUGGAGAUUUGUUUUGCUGAAAUUAUCGGUCCUUCGAGCUGACAUUUUGUCAGAUGGAAAUGGAGAAGACAUGGCAGAAAUAGAAGCUGUCUUAGAGGAAGCAGCUGAACUCGUUGACAAUUCUCAGCAAAAAAACCCAAACUACUAUAGCACUUACAAAGUUAAGUAUGUUAUGAAGAGGCAAGAUGAUGGAUCAUGGAAGUUCUGUGAAGGUGAUAUACGAACACCGUGAUAUUUGUGCUUAGUAUGUUACACGCUUGGAUAACUGAUGUUGCUGCUAACUUGGUUCCUUCCCUAAAUUUAGUUUUCUGGAACCUUAAAAUUCAAAGAGUAUCUCCAUUAGGCAGAUGAUGACAGCUUAAAAAACCCUUCUCUUCAAACAAUGUAAGGAAGCUAAGUUGUCUGUCAUCUAUCCCCUCCUUUUCUUUCUGAUUAGGAUCUGUAAAGAACUGAUUCAUUGACAUAUCAGUAGAUGUUUACCAUAACAUUCUCAUUCAAU
This is a messenger RNA of Gastrolobium bilobum, 2876 nucleotides long. RefSeq names its product plastid division protein CDP1, chloroplastic. Gene Ontology annotation, cellular component: chloroplast inner membrane. The coding region runs from base 165 to 2609 and encodes 814 amino acids. The record is from RefSeq and is a predicted model, not a curated record. NCBI's taxonomy places the organism in Eukaryota, Viridiplantae, Streptophyta, Magnoliopsida, Fabales, Fabaceae. Gene Ontology annotation, biological process: chloroplast fission. The transcript has 12 exons.